UAGCAUUUCACCAAAGUUUUCAUGUACCACCACUACUAAUUAAGUACACUACUAGUUGUUUGUUGAAAGAAAGCAAUUCCUUUGAUCCCUAGCUAAAGGUGUACUAGUUGAAAGAAAGCAAUUCCUUUCUCUACCUAGCUAAAGGAAGGAAAAGAAAAAGAAAAAGGGAAGAGGAAAGGGAAUUAGAUUGACAGCAGACAAAAAAACAAAGGUAAGAAAAAUGGUGCAAGAUCAGGAAAUGAUCAGAAAGGGUCCAUGGACUGAACAUGAAGAUGUUCAACUGGUUUUCUACGUGAACUUGUUUGGCGAUCGUCGUUGGGAUUUCAUAUCAAAAGUUUCAGGUUUGAAAAGAACAGGAAAGAGUUGCAGGUUGCGUUGGGUUAAUUACCUCCACCCCGGCCUCAAACGUGGCAAGAUGACUCCCCAAGAAGAGCGCCUCGUCCUUGAGCUUCAUGCCAAAUGGGGAAAUAGAUGGUCAAGAAUCGCUAGGAAGUUACCUGGUCGAACUGAUAAUGAGAUAAAGAACUAUUGGAGGACUCAUAUGAGGAAGAAGGCUCAAGAGAGGAAAAGGGCUAUCUCUCCUUCAUCUUCUCUUUCGAAUUGUUCAUCUUCAUCAUCAUCAUCAAACAAUCCCACCACCGUGCAUUUGGAGCCGGUCACUGAGACCAAAGAGCGUACCUUCUACGACACAGGGGGACUUGACAAGCAGAGUGAAGCGGAGGAAGAGAUGGAAAAGGGUUACUCAAUGGAUGAGAUAUGGAAAGAUAUAACUCUGUUUGAAGAUGAGACUAUGAAACCUGUCAAAGAUGGCUUAAUUGAAGAUGGUGGUAGCUUUACUUGUCAGCCUUUGGCUUCUCCCAUAUGGGACUAUUGUCCGGACGCACUGUGGAUGAUGGAUGAUGAGAGUAAGAAGUUCCUUCCGAUAACUGAUUCCUUUUACAACGAGCAAGAGAGCGCGUUUCUAACUGGCUAAUUCAGCUUUUGCAAUAUUUAUUCAAUCUUUGUUCAUAUGUGUAAUAUUAAUUAAUGUCCUCCUAAGAAAUAUCCCUAACGUGUACCUAUAUAUCCAUCUUUAUGUUGCAUGUAGUUUUCCGAAAUAUCAUUGUAAUCAUCUCAUGCAUAAUUGUAGUCAGUGUCUAUGUAGUGUGUGCGCUUUCACUUUCAGGAUGAAAGCUGGAGGCUGUAUUGUUCAUGGAUAUGUAAUAUACAAUGUUUUAAGUCUUGUUGUAAA
Cornus florida is the source of this 1231-nucleotide messenger RNA. Its product is annotated as transcription factor MYB48-like. Gene Ontology annotation, molecular function: sequence-specific DNA binding; DNA-binding transcription factor activity. Bases 221 to 973 code for a protein of 250 amino acids. The transcript has 3 exons. Gene Ontology annotation, cellular component: nucleus. Gene Ontology annotation, biological process: regulation of DNA-templated transcription. Lineage: Eukaryota; Viridiplantae; Streptophyta; Magnoliopsida; Cornales; Cornaceae. The record is from RefSeq and is a predicted model, not a curated record.